This is a messenger RNA of Scophthalmus maximus (turbot), 5958 nucleotides long. It is a transcript of the gene cdk13, whose product is annotated as cyclin-dependent kinase 13. Gene Ontology annotation, molecular function: cyclin binding; RNA polymerase II CTD heptapeptide repeat kinase activity; cyclin-dependent protein serine/threonine kinase activity. Bases 943 to 5196 code for a protein of 1417 amino acids. NCBI's taxonomy places the organism in Eukaryota, Metazoa, Chordata, Actinopteri, Pleuronectiformes, Scophthalmidae. The transcript has 14 exons. Gene Ontology annotation, cellular component: nucleus; cyclin/CDK positive transcription elongation factor complex. Gene Ontology annotation, biological process: protein phosphorylation; positive regulation of transcription elongation by RNA polymerase II; transcription elongation by RNA polymerase II. The record is from RefSeq and is a predicted model, not a curated record.
UUGGUUUACACAGACGCACAAGGCCUGUAGUUUGAAAGCUGUACCGUUAGCUACAUGGCGAACAAACUUAAUAUAUCUAUUAAUACAUUCAAGCGACUUUUUAGCCGUUUCACCCGGUAAGACGUGUUCUACGUUUGGACAAUGCAGUCGUCCGAGGGAGUACCGACCCGGCAGGAUACGUGGAAGCAGAUGUGUUUCUGAAUGGCAUUGUUUUAUUGCAAUUGACUUGAGUUGCCUUUAACUCCACGCAAUAGAAAGGGAAGCUAACUGGCUAAGUUGCUAGCAGCUAACAAGCUGACGGCAGCUGUCCAGCCAACUCGCGUGCUAAUUACUUCCUUGUUGCACACCGGAGAGUCGCGAAAAAGUUUGCGAGGAGGACACGGACUUUUUGGGGUCACACUUUACCAAUACAGCCAUAGGAUUCACCUGCUUUUAUGAACCACAACGUUUCAGAGGACUGGGCUUUAAAUCUGUAGCGGUUCUGGGCCUGCGCUUCACCCAUGAAAUGGAAUGCGUCUGUGUAGCUGGACACAGCUAGUGGAGCUAAAACGACUAGCAUUAGCUAGCAAUGUUGGAUUGUAUGAUUGUAUGUACUGAUGUAUGUCGGGAGUACAAUGGUUGAAUAUCGACUGACUGUGUAACUAAACACUAUAUUGUGGAUUUUGUGUGACGGAAUCUGUUGGUACUUAGUGUCAGUAGUUUGCGUCUGAGGUAAUUCACUUUUUUUUGCCCGUCAAUCGUGCGUGCCUUGUAAUGUUUAGCAUGUGAUGUAGCUAGCUGGCUGGCUGUCUUAUUGUGAAAUAGCUGUAGCCUCAGCUAACUAGCCUGUUACAGAGCUAGCCCAAUGUUUUGUUGCAACACUAACUUUGCCAUAUUUUAGGCAAAGUACGUGAUUUAAUGGUUAUUCUCAACGCGACUGCGUAGUAUUUAUUUUGCAGAUAAAUGCCUAAUUCGGGCGUGCUUCGCGAGGGUCGGGUGCGGAGCCCUUCAGCACAGAGAAAUGCUAACAGGCAGGAUAGGCGUUGUAAACCAGUGAGUGGAUCUGCUCAGCGAGAGAGACACCGUGAGAAGAGCCGGUCGUCGGCGUCCAGGAGAAAGAAACGCAGGCAGGCCAAGGGAAGAGACUUAUGUCAAACCGGUACAUCAGAGGACCCUGACCGAAAAAGCACUUUUGAUAAAGAGGUUGAAUUACGAACGUUGGUGGAGUAUGACGACGUGAGUUCCCAGUCAGAGCGAUUUUCUGGGAGCCCCUCUCCGAUACUGGACCCCCAUGGCGGUCGGCUCUCAGUGGACCGACUCAGCGAUGUUGACUUUGGCGACUGCAACGGGCCAGCACCCCCAAACCGAAGUCAGCCGAGAGACCGGGAGGCAGUGUGCCGCAGCAAGGACAAACAAACAAGAGGACCAUCUGAAAGGAGCAAACAAGAAAAGGAGCUGGGGAGGAAAAAAGACCGCCAGAGUCGGGAGAGAGACUCCUCCAAAGCUCGGAGUGGAGGCGGCCUUAGUGGCUCUAAAAACCACAAAGACACAGCAAGGAGUAAUGACAGAAAUGGGAAAAGGACAUGUACAUCUCAACUCGUACAAUCUGCAGAUAAAAAGGAUUCCAAAAGUCACAGAAGUACAACCAGAUCUGACAAAGAGCCCCCAUCCGCAUACAGAGAUGCGCCACAAUCUUACAGAGAUGACCGUGAAGAUCUGAGGGCAUACAAGCGAAGUCCUGCUUUAAAAGUAGACAGUCCCUAUGGGACAGCAUACCCUUACAGCUACCAGUCUCCUGGUGGUUAUAACCAGCUGAUAUGUAGAAGAAGUCCAUCUUAUGGGAGCAAAAAACAAUCUCCCAGUUCCACAUAUCACACCCGCGAUGUAGAUGCGUAUGGGGCCUAUGGCAUGCCAAAGUCACCCAGUUCAUACUCCAGCAACAAAAGGAAGCGCUCCCCUGUGAGCCCAGUAAACUGGCGCAGGUCACCGAGUUAUGGCCGACACAGUCCGUAUGAACAAGGAGAGUUUGGGUCAAGUCCUUAUGGAAACCGCAGGAGAUCACGAAGUCCAUACAGGAAGUCCCGGAGCCCAAGUCCAGAUGUCAGGCGAUCUGCUAGGUCACGUAGCAGAAGUCCGUAUUCAUCCUCAAGGCAUUCACGUUCUCGCAGCCACCAUCGCCACUCUCGUUCCCGUAGUCGCCCCUCUAGCCUCUCACCAAGCACACUCACCUUCAAAACCAGUCUUGCUGCUGAACUGAGUAAGCAGAAAAGGGUUAAAGCUGCUGAAGCAGCUGCCAAGGCCAAGAACUCCAGCAACACAUCUACUCCAACCAAGGGUUCCUCAUCUGUUCACCAACCGAGUCCGAAGUCUAAUCACACAUCUAGGAAGGGCCGCCCCCCCUCUCCACCUCCACCAGAUAAAGUUCCCAAAACUCGAUCAUCAAGCCAGCCACAGUCUCCCUCUGAUCGGUCAUCUAAGAGGACCACAGACCAGCACAUAGCCAGGGACAAAGAUGGAAAGGGGCAGGACGACUCUGUGCAUCGGGAUAAUAGGAAAGCAGUAGCGUCUGGACAGGGCAAAGAUAAAGAACAAGUGACUGGUCUUCUCAGCUCUGCUCUGUCAUCACAACCAUUGUCCCAGACUGUUGCUGAGCAAACUGAUAAAGCAGAAGGCUUGAAGGAUGGCUUGGUCUCAGGGAAGAAAAAAUCGGAGAGAAAGGCACGUCAGCUUCUGACCGACUUGCCCCUACCCCCUGAACUUCCUGGUAGCAUGCCCUCCCCACAUAGCCCACUCGAGGACAAAAAGUCACAAACAAUUCGCAGAAGACCGAAAAUUUGCGGCCCACGAUAUGGUGAGAUCAAGGAAACAGAGAUAGAUUGGGGCAAACGCUGUGUGGACAAGUUUGAGAUAAUUGGAAUCACAGGGGAAGGUACUUAUGGACAGGUGUACAAAGCUAAAGACAAAGACACUGCUGAGAUGGUGGCUUUGAAGAAAGUUCGACUGGACAAUGAAAAGGAGGGGUUCCCAAUCACAGCCAUCAGAGAGAUUAAAAUUUUGCGACAACUCAACCAUAAAAGCAUCAUAAACAUGAAGGAAAUUGUCACUGAUAAGGAGGAUGCUCUAGAUUUCAAAAACGAUAAAGGUGCUUUCUAUCUUGUAUUUGAAUACAUGGACCAUGACCUAAUGGGUUUGCUUGAGUCUGGCCUGGUUCAUUUCAACGAGAGCCACAUAAAGUCUUUCAUGAGACAGUUGCUGGAGGGUCUUGAUUACUGCCACAAGAAAAACUUUCUUCACAGAGACAUCAAGUGCUCUAAUAUUCUGCUCAAUAACAAAGGUCAAAUAAAGCUUGCAGACUUUGGUCUUGCUCGGCUGUAUAAUUCUGAAGAAAGUCGACCGUACACCAACAAAGUUAUCACACUAUGGUACCGUCCCCCAGAGCUGCUCCUGGGAGAAGAGAGGUACACGCCUGCCAUUGAUGUGUGGAGCUGCGGAUGCAUUCUUGGUGAACUGUUCACAAAGAAACCCAUUUUUCAAGCCAACCAGGAGCUUGCCCAGUUAGAGCUCAUCAGCCGGAUAUGUGGUAGUCCCUGCCCUGCUGUCUGGCCAGAUGUAAUAAAACUCCCCUUCUUCAACACCAUGAAGCCAAAGAAACAGUACAGGAGACGGUUACGGGAGGAGUUUGCUUUCAUCCCUCCGUCUGCCUUGGAUCUGUUUGACCACAUGUUAAACCUGGACCCCAGCAAACGCUGCACGGCCGAACAAGCUCUAGGCAGCGAGUUCCUCAAGGAUGUGGACCCAGACAAGAUGCCCCCACCAGACCUUCCACUGUGGCAGGAUUGUCAUGAGCUGUGGAGUAAGAAACGUCGGCGACAGAAGCAGAUGCCAGAGGAACUGGUGGCCCCGAAGGCGCCCCGUAAAGAACUGGGCCUCGAUGACAGCCGCAGUAACACUCCCCAGGGAUUUCCUGCUCCUGGAGGUAUCAAAGCUCCAACUGCGGCUGCUUCUGCACUGCUCGAUGCAAAGGGUCCAAACACCCAGUUGACACAGGAGCAGCUGGCAGUUCUGCUGAACUUCCUUGGCCAGCCCAAGAGUGCAGUAAACAUGGCACAGUUUGUCCAGUCCAUGAGUACAAAGGUCAACCAGGAGACAUUACAGCAGCUGUCCAAAGCCCUAGCCCCCACUGACCCUGCUGACCCUCCUGUUCAACUUACACCUGUCAAGCCUCCCCAGACUACUGCUCCUGCAGGACUGCCUCGUACACCCCCGAUGCCCAAGCCCCCUUCACCCCCCAUGUCUGCAUUAUCAGGUAUUCCAGAAGGAGAGGCUGCAGCUGCCACCCAGACAGCCAUGACGAUGCUGCUGGCUCAAUUUCUCCAAGCUCAACAAGCUCAGAGGCAGGAACCAAGUGAUGGCAGAGAAGGAGCAGAGAGCACCAACCCUGCAGGGGCUGCAACAGGAGGCCAUCUUCUACCUCCAGAAGUCAAACAGCCUCCAGAACCAAGCCCGGUCUCUCCAGUGUCUGAUGUAGGUUCCGUGUCAAUCCUGCCCCCAGACCAGAGACCACCUGAGCCUCCAGAACCACCCCCACAUGCUGACCUGGACUAUCGGCAGCCUCCACCUGAGCCCACCAUAGGCCAUGCUCCCCCCAUUGCAUCUGCUGGUGGAGGUGAUGGUGGGAGACCUCCUGAACAGGAUUACCCCCCUCUCGCUUCUGCUGAAGGGCCCGGGUACAGGGGAGAGUUCAGCCGUCCCCCGCCUCCACACUUCACGCCUACAGGGUUAGGGGACAGGUACAUGGGUCACAUGUUAGGUGGAGGUCUACCUUCUCACACUCUGAGAGAAGUGGUAAGCGGACCUGGCCAGGCCACAGGCUCCUCGUCAUGUGCGGGGGUUCUUACCACAACUCACCCAGACCCCUUCCCUCCGGGCAGUGGAGCCACCGGACCCAGCAGCAUGGUGUUCACUGGGGACAAAGACCACCGUUUUGAAUACAAUCCCAGCCGCCUGCCUGUAGAGGGACAGCCCAACCCCAGCGUUAUCCACCUGUAUAACCAUGCCAUGGCGAGAAAGGAGGGUGUACCUCUUCCCCCACCCAUCCCAGCACCAGGACAACCCUGGGGCUCCCCUUCUCAAGUCGGGGCUCCACCACUACCCUUAGGCUUUGUUCCACAUGUGAACUCAACAGCAACUAUCAGAGGACGAGGACUGCCAUUCUGAAAGACCGGAAAUCUAAGAUGGCAGUUUGUGACAAUGGACAAAAGGACUCUAUUUUGAGCCUGAAGCUUCUCAGGCCAGACCAGAGGGACGUGGACAUGCCCAACUCAAUUUGAAAUAACUUUAAACUGUGUAAGGCACUGUGCUCCCCCUCAGUCUGGAAUGUGGAGUACGUUGCAGAAGGACAGCUGAGCAACACCGGCGGAGCUUUUCUUGCUCAUACCAUUUUCAUAUUUUUUUUGUAAUCUAUUCUGCUGUCUUUUAAAUUAAACUUUUACCUUUUUGAGUGUACACUUAUCAGGCAGGUACAUUUGAAACCUCUACCAUAGUCUGUCUGUAAUUGUUCCAAGGCAGAUAUUAUUUUGCAAUGAAAGGAAAUGGAUAAUGUGUUUUCCCAGCACAAUUAGGAAUAUGACCAUUAAUAUAGUGUCCUCUCUUUUUAUGACCAUGAUUAUGUUGAAAAUUGUGACAACUCACUUGAUUGGGUUGACGUGUUAGAGGUUAGCACAGGUAGCUAUUUGAGGAAAAGGAUGGUUGUAUCCAGAGAGACUGGAAGCACUUGAACAACUGCAGCAAAUCCGAUCAGAUUUAAUGGAGAGUCUGUAAUCACUGUCAUUUCCACUUACAUUUUUGCCAGUAGUUGUAAAAUCAUGAGCAAAACACUCAAGUGACAAGAGUUCUUAAAGGAAACAAUGUCUUAUGUACUCAAAUGACACACCCUCCCUUCUCCUUUGGCAAAUGUUUAUUAAAGAAAUGCCAAAUGUA